This is a messenger RNA of Colletotrichum higginsianum IMI 349063, 2229 nucleotides long. Its product is annotated as Catalase. The coding region runs from base 1 to 2229 and encodes 742 amino acids. The record is from RefSeq and is a predicted model, not a curated record. Lineage: Eukaryota; Fungi; Ascomycota; Sordariomycetes; Glomerellales; Glomerellaceae. Gene Ontology annotation, cellular component: cytosol. The transcript has 3 exons. Gene Ontology annotation, biological process: hydrogen peroxide catabolic process; response to oxidative stress. Gene Ontology annotation, molecular function: heme binding; catalase activity.
AUGGCAAGCAUUGUUCCCGACACCCUAAAGAAAGCAGGAAACGUAGUCAUGGGUCAAUCAAACAAGAAGAACUCUCAGCUCGCUGAGUACAUGGUCGAGCCUAACCCCAAGGCUCCCAUGACCACCGACUUUGGCACCAAGAUCGAGAACACGGACGACUGGUUGAGAGUCACUACUGAUGACAAGACCGGUCCUAUGCUUCUCGAGGAUGCCGUUGCGAGAGAAAAGAUCCACCGAUUCGACCACGAGAGAAUUCCCGAGAGAGUCGUCCAUGCCAGAGGUGCCGGUGCUUUCGGUACCUUUAGACUCUUCGAGAGUGCCGCAGAUGUGAGCAAUGCUGGCAUCUUGACCGACACUUCGCGCGAGACCCCUGUGUUCCUCCGGUUUUCCACCGUUCUCGGUAGCAGAGGCAGCGCCGACACCGUUCGCGAUGUCCGCGGAUUCGCCAUCAAGUUCUACACGGAGGAGGGCAACUGGGACCUCGUUGGAAACAACAUUCCCGUCUUCUUCAUCCAGGACGCCAUGAAGUUCCCCGAUGUCAUCCACGCAGGCAAGCCUGAACCUCAACUCGAAUUCCCCCAGGCUCAGUCCGCACACGACAACUUUUGGGACUUCCAGUACCUGCACACUGAGGCCACCCACAUGUUCUGCUGGGCUAUGUCCGACCGUACCAUCCCCCGCUCCUACAGAAUGAUGCAAGGCUUCGGCGUCAACACGUACACCCUUACCAACGACAAAGGCGAACGCCACUUUGUCAAGUUUCACUUCACCCCUGAGCUCGGUGUCCACUCUCUCGUGUGGGACGAGGCUCUGAAGCUCGCCGGCCAGGAUCCCGACUUCCACCGAAAGGACUUGGCCGAGGCCAUCGAGAACGGCGCCUAUCCCAAGUGGAAGUUCGGCAUCCAGGUCCUUCCCGAGUCCAAGGAGCAUGACUUCGACUUCGACAUUCUCGACGCCACCAAGGUCUGGCCUGAGGAGCAGAUUCCCAUCCGCUACAUCGGCGAGCUGGAGUUGAACAGAAACCCCGACGAGUACUUCACCCAGACCGAACAGGUCGCCUUCUGCACCAGCCACGUCGUUCCUGGCAUCGGCUUUUCCGACGACCCUCUCCUUCAGGGCCGCAACUUUUCUUACUUUGAUACCCAAAUCACUCGCCUCGGCAUCAACUGGCAGGAACUUCCCAUCAACAAGCCUGUAUGCCCCGUCAUGAACUUCAACCGCGAUGGCCAGCAUCGCCAGACCAUUUCCAAGGGCAACGUCAACUACUGGCCCAACCGCCACGAGGCCGUCCCCCCCGCCAACCACUCCAAGGUCUCUGGUGCCUACGUCGACUUCGCCCAAAAGGUGGAAGGAAUAAAGCAGCGCACCAAGAGCGCCAAGUUCAAGGAGCACUUCAGCCAGGCCCAGCUCUUCUACAACAGUCUGUCUCCCAUCGAGAAGAUGCACGCAACAAACGCCUUCGCUUUCGAGCUCGACCACUGCGAGGACCCCAUUGUCUAUGAGCGCAUGUCGCAGCGCCUUGCUGACAUUGACCUUGACUUGGCGCAGGCUGUUGCCGAGAUGGUUGGAGCCACCAAGCCUGAGAAGGCCGGUCGUCCCAACCACGGCAACAAGGCCAAGGGACUCAGCCAGCUGGAGUUUGUGCCCGAGACGCCCACCAUCAAGUCCCGUCGUGUUGCCAUCAUUAUUGCCGAUGGCUACGAUCCUGUUGCCUUCGGUGCUGCCAAGGCUGCCGUCGCAGCUUCCAUGGCCAUCCCCAUGGUAAUUGGCACUCGGCGUUCGGAGAUCUUCCCCGCUGGAGCAUCCAAGACGCCUGGCGAGGGUGUUGUGCCCGCCCACCAUCUCGAGGGUUUUAGGUCUACGAUGGUUGACGCGAUCUUUGUCCCCGGCGGCGAGGAAUCCAUCAAGACGCUCACCAAGAACGGCAGAGCUGUGCACUGGGUCCGGGAGGCGUUUGGUCAUCUCAAGGCCAUUGCUGGCACCGGUGAGGCUGUCGACUUCAUCCGUACCGCCAUCACUCUUCCCGAGGUUACUCUGUCCAGCGGUAGCAAUGUUGAAUCGAGCUAUGGCGUUGUAACGAUGAGGUCAUUCUCACCCGAUAGCCUGAAGGAAACAGUCGAGAUUGUCAAGAACGGCACGGGAUUCUUGGAGCAGUUCUUCCUGACUAUCGCACAGCAUCGCGUGUGGGCUCGUGAGCUCGACGGUCUGAGCACUCAGCUGGCGUACUGA